This is a messenger RNA of Aspergillus homomorphus CBS 101889, 2794 nucleotides long. RefSeq names its product AMP deaminase. Gene Ontology annotation, molecular function: AMP deaminase activity. Gene Ontology annotation, cellular component: cytosol. Bases 100 to 2664 code for a protein of 854 amino acids. Gene Ontology annotation, biological process: AMP metabolic process; IMP salvage. The record is from RefSeq and is a predicted model, not a curated record. NCBI's taxonomy places the organism in Eukaryota, Fungi, Ascomycota, Eurotiomycetes, Eurotiales, Aspergillaceae. The transcript has 2 exons.
CAAAGAAGUUUCACUAACCGGGCAACUUGAUCACAGCCCGUACCACAAGACUGUGCAGCAACAUCACUGGGUUUAACAAACUGUGCCACAAGAUUGAGAAUGACUUCUUUAAAUUCGAAUGAAGCUGCCAGGCCCGUUUCUAAUGCCAACACAUCAGGAGGCUUAUCGGACGAGAAAGCUUUCCCUCAAGUUCAUGAAACAGUGCCCGACUCAACCCCCCAUUUUCUUGCCGAUGCUGGGAUAAGUAAAACGGAUUUCAUCAAUACAGAGUCCGCACCGCAAACACCGGAAGAUAUCCUGCCAAGGGACAUACAACUCAAGACGCCAACUUAUGACUAUGCCUUCGAGAAGUCGAUGAGCCAUACUGAAGCGAAGCUGUUUUAUCAACAUCACCAGCUCGCCAGUCGGAGCGUCGGAGACAGCGACCAAUCUACCAAAUCAGCCGCAGCAGCGGCCAUAUAUGCACCGACUAUCCAAACAGAAAGGGACUCUGCUGACACGGCAAGUAGCCCCAGAGAUCUCAUUCAAUCGACGGGUCCAGAAAUAGCCAGAGUUCCAUCUCCAAUUACUCGGCAACCAAACUUGAUAGCAGACCUCGCGGAUACAUCCUUUGUUGAUUCGAUUGCAGGAGAACUGCACAAUCAGCGUUUUUCCGAAGCACAUUCUAUGCUCCAAUCUUUCGAUGAGCCGCACACAUUAUCAGGGACAAACAAUUUGGGAAAUCCGGGAGAUGGACUUGGGGCUGUCCAAGGUAUCAUGCACAUUUCACCAGGCGCAAAUGUGAUAGCCUCAGACCUGGAUGUCAUUUGCCGUAAGAUAAAGAGGCUGCUCGAUCGCAGAGCCGAAUAUAUGCAGUUAUCAUUGCAAGGGCCUGACAACAACCCAAAGGAUGCCCCGGGUUGGCAGAUCUAUCCUCCUCCUCCAGAGCCGGCCUGGGACGAUGACAAGGAUCUUGGGAUGAUCAACGAUCGCCCACGUGCUGACCAUAAAAGAAGAAAGAUGGGUGAAGAUGUGGGAGAGGAUUUCGAUAUGUCCGACUGCCUGCCUCUUCCCGGAGGAUCUGAUUGGGUCUUUGAGCUGGAUGAGAAUAGCGUAUAUCAAGUCUAUGCGAGUGACGAGGCUCUGCAAUCACGAAGACCAGUGGUCAAGAUCCCUUCCUUGAGAGACUUCUACAUGGACCUUGAUGCAGUCACAGAUAUAUCGACGGACGGUCCUGCGAAAAGUUUUGCAUUCAAGCGACUUUCUUACUUGGAAGGAAAAUUCCAACUGUAUACACUUCUAAAUGAGUAUCAAGAAAUAGCCGACAGCAAGAAAGUGCCUCAUAGGGAUUUUUAUAACGUUCGGAAAGUCGACACGCAUGUGCAUCAUUCUGCAUGCAUGAACCAAAAGCAUCUCCUUCGUUUCAUUAAGAGCAAGAUGAAGAAGUCACCAGACGAGGUCGUAUUGUUCAGGGAUGGGAAACAUCUAACACUAAGGGAGGUCUUCGAAAGCAUCAAUCUCACAGCUUAUGACCUCAGCAUCGACACACUUGAUAUGCACGCGCAUACCGAUUCUUUUCACCGCUUCGACAAAUUCAACCUCAAGUAUAAUCCUGUUGGCGAAUCCCGCCUGCGCGAGAUCUUUUUAAAAACCGACAAUUUCAUCAAAGGACGUUAUCUGGCUGAAAUCACAAAAGAAGUGAUCUCCGACCUGGAAUCAAGCAAAUAUCAAAUGGUGGAGUGGCGCAUCUCUAUAUACGGGAGAUCAAUCGAAGAAUGGGACAAGCUUGCUGCCUGGGUUGUGGACAACAAAUUAUUUUCCCCCAAUGUUCGCUGGCUCAUUCAAGUGCCUCGUCUCUACGACGUAUAUAAGUCGAGCGGGAUGAUGGAGAACUUCGAGCAGGUGAUAACGAAUGUCUUCAAGCCGCUAUUUGAAGUCACUAAAGACCCAGCUUCACACCCUAAGCUACACAUCUUCCUACAGCGGGUCGUUGGAUUCGACAGUGUUGACGAUGAAAGCAAAGCUGAGAGACGGCUGUAUCGAAAGUAUCCUAUCCCGAGAGAAUGGAGCACGAAGCAGAAUCCACCUUACAGCUACUGGCUCUAUUUCAUGUUCGCCAACAUCGCGUCUUUGAACAUUUGGCGCAAGAAGCUGGGUUUCAACACAUUCGUCUUGAGGCCACAUUGUGGUGAAGCCGGUGAUCCAGAUCAUCUUGCCGUUGGUUUUCUCUGUUGCCACAGCAUCAGCCAUGGUAUUCUAUUGAGAAAGGUUCCUUUGCUACAGUAUCUGUUCUACCUCGAUCAGAUAGGGAUUGCGAUGUCGCCUCUCAGCAACAACGCACUGUUUUUGACUUACGAUAAGAAUCCCUGCGCCAACUUCUUCAAAAGGGGUCUUAAUGUCUCGUUGUCUACUGAUGAUCCCUUGCAAUUCGCCUUCACCAAAGAACCACUGAUCGAAGAGUAUUCGGUAGCCGCGCAAAUCUACAAGUUCAGUGCUGUCGACAUGUGCGAGCUUGCAAAAAAUUCCGUCGAGCAAAGCGGUUUCGAGCUUUCCUUGAAGAAGAGAUGGCUCGGCAGCAAGUGCUCUUCACCAGGAGUUAUGGGAAAUAAUGUCGCAAAGAGCAACGUUCCUGACAUUCGUGAACAAUUUAGGCAUGAAACACUGCUUGGGGAACUCGCGCUGUAGGUUUUGGCUAGAUGGGGAAUGCCUCGCUGGUCCUUCCGCAUUCAUACAUCGAUUUGAACUGACGUUUACCAGAAUCAAUCGAUAUUGCGCGAGAUCGACUGAUGAAUUAACACACAAAUCAAAUCCGGCG